AUGGAGGCAUCUUUGUUCGAGUCGAAAGUCUAUGUUGUAACUGGGGGCGCCGCGGGCAUCGGUCUGGCCACUGUGGUGCAGUUGGUGCAGCACGGCGCGAAUGUGCACGCCCUGGACGUUGUCGUCGACGAGCCCGAAGCCUUGACGGCGCUGGCACGUGGCGGUCGAUUGACGUACCACCAGGUUGACGUGCGCAGUCGGGACCGAUGCCACGAGAUCUUCGAGGGCAUCGUUCGGAAGCACGGCCAGGUGGACGGGGUGGUCAACGCGGCCGGCAUCUGUCCGCUGGAGGGCGAGCUGCCGGGCGACGACUUGUACGAGAGCUGCUACGACGUCAACGUGCGCGGGACCUGGAUCGUAGGCACCGAGGGACUGGCCCAGAUGAAGAAGCAGGGCUCGGGCAGCGUGGUCAACAUCGGCAGCACGUCCAGCCUCGUCGGCGUGGCACGCCUGCCACUGUACACCUCCACCAAGCACGCCGUGCUGGGCCUGACCCGAAGCUGGGCCCUCGACUUUGCCAAAUACGGGGUGCGUGUUAACAUGGUUGCUCCAGGCCCGACCGAUACCGCCAUGUCGCGUAGUCCAUUGCAGACCGUCAUGGGGCCCAAGUUUGGAGGAAACAAGACCGACGAUGAGCUCCUGGACAUCAUCGCCAAGGGUAUCCCGCUGGGCAGACUGGGCAAGCCGGACGACAUUGCGAACGCCGUCUUGUUCCUGCUGAGUGGCCUUUCCUCGUUCAUCACGGGUCAGAUUCUUCCCGUCAGCGGAGGGUAUCAGUCAUAG
Molecule: messenger RNA, 783 nt
Organism: Capronia epimyces CBS 606.96
Lineage: Eukaryota; Fungi; Ascomycota; Eurotiomycetes; Chaetothyriales; Herpotrichiellaceae
Exons: 2
Coding region: 1-783 (260 amino acids)
Molecular function (GO): oxidoreductase activity
Source: RefSeq, a predicted model, not a curated record